Schistocerca piceifrons (Central American locust) is the source of this 921-nucleotide messenger RNA. Its product is annotated as testis-specific gene 10 protein-like. The coding region runs from base 15 to 722 and encodes 235 amino acids. The record is from RefSeq and is a predicted model, not a curated record. The transcript is spliced from 5 exons. Lineage: Eukaryota; Metazoa; Arthropoda; Insecta; Orthoptera; Acrididae.
GGGAGCGUUCUGAAAUGUUGGAACAAUUCCGUGGCCUAAGCCUGGAAGCAGAAGCUCUGGAAAGUAAUAACCAUAGUUUAGAAACAGAAGCACAAGAACAAAAAUCAAAACUGCGGCUUGCUGAGGACCGCAUUGCUGAGCUCGAAGGGGAACUCGAAACAAGGGAUUCCUUGGUACACAGCUAUGAGUCUCAGAUUGCAGAACUGACAGGAAAAGUUGCAGGCUUUGAAACACAAAUUCGACAACAUACAGACAAGCUGCGGAGAGCAGAGGCAGACCUUGUCACAGUUCGGGAUCUCUGUGUCACUCUGGACAGCCAGAAGGAGGCCCUUCAGGAACAGGCAGCAGAGUCUGAUGAACAGAGGAUAAAGCUUGAGAGAGAAGUGUGUCAGCUACGGAAAGAGGUGGAAUGUUUACAAGUGCAACUGUCAAAGGAACAAGCAACUGUCGUCUCUUUGGAAGAAAUCCUGGACAGUAGUCGUCAAGAGGCAUUGAGGUUUCGGCGAUCAUCCCAAGAUGCUGAAUGCGAGGUGACUCGCCUGAGGCAGAAAGUAUCAGAUCUCCAAGCUGAUCUAGAUGCAGGGGCAGCAGAUCUUCGACGUUACCAGACCCAAGCAGCUGAGUACAGCAGGCAAGUGGCAGACCUACAGAGGCAGAUUACAAAUGAACGUUUUGAACGGGCACGCAUGCUAGACGAAUCUAGAAGUUACAGCACAUUGUAACAUACUGAAUGCUGUGAAAUGCAGAAAGAAGACUCCAGGACUCUCAGUACUGAAGAUACCCAUUAGAGAACAACAACCUCAAUUGCACUUCAAUGAAAUUGAGACCACAGUUUUAAUCAUGAUGUCCAUAAUGUGUGUGUAUGUGUAUGUAUUUUAACAAAGAAGUUAACUAGGCAAUAUUUGCCUUGGCAUAUCUGUA